Molecule: messenger RNA, 6268 nt
Organism: Cynoglossus semilaevis (tongue sole)
Lineage: Eukaryota; Metazoa; Chordata; Actinopteri; Pleuronectiformes; Cynoglossidae
Gene: arhgef7a
Product: Rho guanine nucleotide exchange factor (GEF) 7a
Exons: 19
Coding region: 1-2340 (779 amino acids)
Biological process (GO): intracellular signal transduction; lamellipodium assembly
Cellular component (GO): cytoplasm; lamellipodium
Molecular function (GO): guanyl-nucleotide exchange factor activity; protein binding
Source: RefSeq, a predicted model, not a curated record
AUGAAUUCGGCGGAACAGACGGUUACAUGGCUCAUCACGCUCGGGGUGCUAGAGUCACCCAAAAAGACCAUCUCGGACCCCGAAGCGUUUCUGCAGAGCUCCCUGAAAGAUGGCGUGGUUCUUUGCAGGCUGCUGGAGCGACUCAGCCCCGGAUCCACGGAGAAAAUAUACCAGGAACCGAAAAACGACGGCGAGUGUUUGAACAACAUAAAGGAGUUUCUCAAGGGCUGUACAUCGUUCCGCGUCGAGCCGUUCGAGGCCAGUGACCUGCUGCUGGGGCUGAACUUCUCCAAGGUGUUGAGCUGUCUGGUUGCACUGAACAAAGUGACAGCAGAUAUCGGCGUGGGCAGCGACUCGGUGUGUGCCCGACACUCAUCCGCCCACCGCAUCAAGUCAUUUGACUCACUAUCUUCUCAGGCUUCUCUGGGUCGAUCCUCCAAGCUGCUGCAGAACCAGUUUCGCAGUCUGGACAUGUCAGAGAACAGUGGACAGCAGCUGCUGGUGAAGGCACGGUUCAACUUCCAGCAAACCAACGAGGAUGAGCUCACCUUCAACAAAGGUGACAUCAUCAGCGUGACUCGCCAGGAGGAUGGCGGCUGGUGGGAAGGCAUGUUCAGUGGCAGGACUGGCUGGUUCCCCAGUAAUUAUGUCCGUGAAAUCAAAGGCACAGACAAGCAAGUGUCUCCAAAGUCUGGCACCCUUAAGAGUCCUCCCAAAGGCUUCGACACAUCUGCCAUCAGCAAGACCUACUAUAACUUGGUGCUGCAAAACAUCUUAGAAACAGAGACAGAAUAUUCCAAGGACCUUCAGUGUCUCUUGACCAACUACCUACGACCACUUCAGAACAUUGACAAACUCAGCAGCUCAGAUGUGGCUCUGAUCCUGGGGAACCUGGAGGAGAUCAGCACAUUCCAGCAGAUGCUCGUCCAGUCACUGGAGGAGUGCACCAAGCUUCCAGAAAUUCAGCAGAAGGUCGGGGGCUUUUUCCUCAACCUCAUGCCACAGAUGAAAGCUCUGUAUGUCAGUUACUGCUCCAACCAUCCUUGUGCGGUGAAUGUGCUCACACAGCACAGUGAGGUUCUGGGGGAGUUUAUGGAGGGCAGGGGCGCGGUCACUCCAGGGAUCCUCACCCUGACCACAGGUCUCAGUAAACCCUUCAUGAGAAUUGACAAAUACCCCACUUUACUCAAAGAGCUGGAGAGACACAUGGAGGAGUCUUAUCCUGACAGACCAGACAUCCAGAAAUGCAUGACGUCAUUCAAAAGUCUCUCUGCUCAGUGCCAAGAGGUGAGGAAGCGUAAGGAGCUUGAGCUGCAGAUUCUCACAGAGACCAUCAGGCUGUGGGAGGGAGACGACAUCAAGACUCUGGGCUCUGUGCUCUACAUGAGCCAGGUCUUAGUCCAGAGUCCUGGUUCUGAGGAGAAGAACGAGCGUUACCUCAUGUUGUUUCCUCACGUCCUCCUCAUGUUGUCUGCCAGCCCAAGGAUGAGCGGCUUCAUCUUUCAGGGUAAACUACCAGUGAGCAGUAUGGUGGUGAACAAGCUAGAAGACUGUGAGGCCCAGAAAAAUGCUUUUGAGCUGAAUGGUGCGCUGUUUGAACGUCUACACGUGGUUUGCAACAACCAACAGGACCUGCAGGACUGGGUGGAACAUCUGAGCAGACAGAUCAAACACACCACAGCUACUGCGCCCAGCCACAAACCCAUCAGUGUCCCCUGCCACACGCUCCCCUCUCAUCCUCUGACCCCGUCUCGUCACGCUGAGAGCCGGGCCAUGACCGUGGCCCCCACGUACCACACCCUUCCUCACCCGUCCUCACAUGGAACCACCCAUAGCACUAUGAUGUGGGGUCCACUGGAACCACCCAACACACCCAAACCUUGGAGUCUCAGCUGUUUACGACCUGCACCUCCCCUACGGCCCUCUGCUGCCCUCUGCUACAAGGAGGAUCUCAGUAAAAGUCCCAAAAGUGUGAAGAAACUUCUUCCUAAGCGUAAGCCUGAGAGAAAACAGUCUGAGGAGGAAUUUGCCGUGAGGAAGAGUACUGCUGCUCUGGAAGAAGAUGCCCAGAUCCUGAAAGUCAUUGAGGCUUACUGCACCAGUGCCAAAACCAGACAGACUCUCAACUCCACCUGGCAGGGCACCGACCUGAUGCACAACCACGUUCUGGCCGACGUGGACCGGUCCUGUGCAGAGUCGUCAGGCCGUCGCAGCAGUGUGUCCCGGCCAGAGUUGAGCUCUGACCUCUCUGAGGACUCUGACUAUGACUCCAUCUGGACCAGCCACAGUUACAGGAUGGGCUCAGUGCCGCGCAAGAGCUGCAUCUCCCACCAGAACUAAAGAACGUUCAGUGCUGCCACGCUGUGCUGUGCUGUAACGUAACGUAACGGCACAUUUACCUCUUUUAACCUUUGGUGUAUUUAACUAAACUAGGUUUUUUUUAAAUGUAUGUAUUUAUUUUCUAUUUUAUUUGUAAAGCUUUUGUUAAAUUAUUUGGUUUAAUUUAUAUUUUUAAUGUUUGAAAGAUGUUGGAAGCAUCUCCCUGUUGCCUUUGCCACUUUCCCUUUUAUGUGCCUCCUCUCUUUCUGUAGUUGUCAUGCAGUGAGUGUUAAGUAAUUCUUGUUAAUUUAUCUUGAAUGUGACCACUCCCCCCUGUCUGAACAUUGAUGCGGGGAAAACUCGCGGCAGAGGAAAACAGGAAGUCGGAGUGGGAAUCCGGGGGAGGGAGGGAGGGAGAGAUGGGGACUGAGCUUUUCCUGUCUGAUAUUCAGAUGCAAUUUCAGGAUGGAGUGUAUUGUUUUUACCACAUACUCCUUGUCUCUAGUAUGUGAUUUUAAAGUAUGUAAGCUCAAACAUAGCACAGAUGCCACACAUGACACACACUACUGCCUCACAUUAGUUGUGAGGACCCUUACCGACGCAGUCCAUUCCCUCAACCACACGCCCGACUGUCGCCCUUCAUUAUCACAGUAAAUUAGUUGCAGUAACACGUUUGCACAAGUAAAGUCAUGGAAGAGCAUCAGUGCUUGGCUGGUUUCAGAAGUGAUUUGGUCAAGAUUCAGUCUACAGGAAUCGAAGGCUACUCACUUUAAUUUGUCAUUUCAGGUUUUAUUUUUGUACAAAUAGUCCAUGGGUUCAGUUUGAAUUGUAAUUCUGUUGUCAAACCAUAAAGUCUUCCCACCAGUAAAGCGGAAGCAAACUUCCUAAAGUCCAAAGCUAUAAAUAGCAGGCAUCAAUGAAGGCACAAAAUCAGUUUGUCCCUCCUGGAAUGCAGAGACAUGCAGCAAAAAAAAAAAAAGAAAAAAUCCCACAGGACGUCUUUUAUCUCCUCUGCAACUUACUGGUAUACUAAGCCAGUCUUUCGCACUUCUUUUCUGAAUACAGAGACAACAAAGUAAGGACACAGUCGGCCAGAUGGUCCAGAACUAGUAAUGAGGACCAUAAACUUUUGAGGGAAAUUUCCAUUGAUGUUAUUAAUUAGUACUAAACUACAAACUUUGGACCAAAAUCACCACCAAAACUAGCCUCGCACAUGUAUUUCAUUUUUAACCCUUGCCCUAAAUGUGCAGUGUCCAUACAGCCCGACAGUUGUGAGAACAUGGUCCUUACAGGGACUAUUUAAAUUUCCUCACAUAUCCUAAAAUCUACACAUACACAUACAAACAGAUGAACACAUUCAGGUAUACACAGAAGUGUAAUAAAUAAUCGGUGCACACAUGUAAUGUCCAAACUAUUGACAUUUUAUUCUAUUCUUUUUUUUCCAGUCUCCACUGGAAUAACACAGAAAACUGCUGAGUCAUGAAUGUUCUUGCUAACUUUAGUGUACUAUGUGAAAUUUAGCCAGUUCUCUGUUGUAGCUGCUACAGAAAGAGGAGAUCGUCUCACACACACACUUCAGUCUGUGCUACACUGACCAGCUUUUUACAAGCUUUCUGACCAAGAAUGAUGAGUUAUAAAAUACACGUUGUUUAAUCUCACUCUGGUGGUGUUUGACCUCGCAGAUAGUUUUUAUUGAUUUUGUCUGUUUAGUUUGUUUUUCCUCGUCCUGGUGACGACAAGAGCUGACACUAGCAAACUCAGAGAACUUUCGGAGGACAAUGUUACCUUUACUCUGGGAGUUCUCACCAGAUUGUCAGCAGUUUAUGUGGGAAUGAAGACAAAAUACCUGAGCUGUUGUUGUUUUCUAUUAAGGACACAUUGUGUUUGUUGAGUCAUGGCUGUGAAGAACAUGAGAGCGAUUCACUCGUCUUCUAAAUAAUUACCAUUAAAUUAGAAACAGCACGACCAGGUCAAGUUCCCUCAGCCUGACCAGAUACCACCACUAAUGUGAUGUAGUGAACUGGUCUUUAGUUAACAGUGUUGUGCAGUCUCCUUUAAACCAAACAGUAAUGUUUCUGUGCUUCACUGGAUUCACAGGGUUACAUCCACUGUUUUUCCAUGUUGAACAUUUAAGUUUUAAAUUAAAAACCAGCCAAAAUACUGCGGUAACAAACAGUCGCUGUGCCCUCACAGAGCUCUGAGCAUAGACUAACUGACUUACAUGUGUGGAUGAAAUUAUUGUUUGUUUUUUUAAGAAGAAAUACAUUUUUUCUAUCUUAUUAAAGAUCACAGUAAGUACUGUUACAUAUGAAGCCAGGAGCAAGUUAGUCAUUUCAUAGACCCCAAAUACACAGAGCGAUGUACCUGAGUUAUUAUCAUUAUCAACUCCUGUAACAACUGAGAACUGUUGUGCUUUGCUCAGAAUGUAACAUACUUGUACUGUACAAGAACCUUGAGACCAGAAAACUUCUGAGGAAGACUUUGAAUUGAUUUAGGGAUUAGAAUAAUCUAACCCAGCUAAGGCAAACAUUGCAAAACUUUAAUUUUUUAAAUAGAUGUAGCAAAUCUGAGUACUGCACAACCUUUCUGGUUUUGAUUUUCCAUGUAUUAGCAUUCCCUGAUGUAAAAGUUUGCUAAUAGCUCUCUUUUGAUUUGUGAUGCUAACCCAAACAUGGCGUUAACAUUAAAUUGUCAUUACUAAAGCUACAUAGAGAAAAUGUGUUGUAUAAACCACGCUAGCAAUUGUUUUGGCUCCUGGCUUUAUCUUAGCAUCACAACAAUGAUUCAAUUAGCUUGGUUUUAAUUCUUGUUAGCCAAUUAUCUUCAAAGUGAUAUUGCUUCCUUACUCUGAUGAUCUUUCUGAAACAAUGAUUUAAUUGUUUUUUCACAUAGCGUCAAACAGAAAAGGUAGCAACUAUGCUAACAGCCUCAUAAGCCAGACUGCCUCUGUUUGGUCUGACUUACGAGGCUGCCUUCUGCACCAUCUCACAUUAAUAACUAUUUUUAUGAAGAAGUAUUUUUACAGUGAUGGUAUUUAAAGUACAGUUUGGCAUCCUAGAGUCUAUCUCCUCUGAUAGUAAACAAUGUCAGCGACAUUUAGGUUAUGUCGCCUAAAGUUGAGACAGUGGUUUAAAUAAUGUCUUCAUUCUUAAUUUUAGAUUUUUUUUACACAAGCUAUUUAUUGUGUUUUUCCACAAUAUUUUGUUGACCAAUGUUAACUUAAACAUAAACCCAUUUCUGUUUCUGCCUUUUAAAAAAGUUAUUGUUCUGUAUGAAAGUUUACACUUAAAUUAUAACAUGAAAUGUUUGAAUUAUUUUGCACAAUCAUGUAAAAGAAGAGUGGGUGGGUGGGGGUUUAGAAUCUGUUCAAAUCUGUACUUUUUGUCGUCUACCUUGAGUGUGUAUGAUGAAGGUAGACUUAAGUAUUCAGUGUUACUGUAAAGUAAAUGCUCAUUCGUAGUGUAAAUGCUCACCUUCGGUGUAUUUGAAAGCAUUGAGGGUUAAAAACAAUUUUAAAAGAAAAAGGAAAAAAAUAUGCCGUGAUUAUAUGUGAAAUAUUCACUCCACCCCAGAUACUGUCAGAGUGGACUGGAACAUGAAGAGCACAGUCUCCCCUUCUGUAAAUACUACUCAUCAUAGGCCGAGGAAAAAAAAUAAGAAAACAUACUACCUUCAACUUCUGAGUAUUUGAUCUGAGAAAAUCAAUGUCCCUACUUCAUGUGCUAUACUUUGUAACAGGUGUAUUCUGUGACUUACCAAACUGAAGUCAAACUGUGGGACAGGCAGGGUAAAAGAGACUGUCGUUGACAAACGUCCUCUCUGUGUGCUCUAUCGCUGUGACCAUGUCUUAUCUGCAAACGACGCCUUCGGUGUAUUUGUUCUACACUGCUGAAGUGUUGGAGUUCCAAACGCUGUAUUAUGAGUUUUGAAUAAAUCUUGUCAUUUGGUA